Messenger RNA from Caenorhabditis remanei, 1479 nucleotides. RefSeq lists its product as uncharacterized. The record is from RefSeq and is a predicted model, not a curated record. The transcript has 9 exons. Lineage: Eukaryota; Metazoa; Nematoda; Chromadorea; Rhabditida; Rhabditidae. Gene Ontology annotation, molecular function: protein binding. Bases 1 to 1479 code for a protein of 492 amino acids.
AUGAAAGUCAAGCAAAAGACAAAAAAGACGAAGAAAACUCAGAAGAAAAAGUCGACUUCAAAGCAAAGCACAGUUGAAGUUACUGAUACUGAAUACUACACAGUCGAAAGUGUAGUUGGUAGUAAACUCGAAGGUCGAGAAGUUUGGUACUCCAUCAAAUGGGAGAAUUACAGAGACAGAACAUGGGAACCCGAUUACCGCCUGUACUGCCAGAAAAAGCUCGUCGCAUUCGCUAAAACUGAAGUAAACACUGACAAAUAUGCACUUAACCUUCAGGAAAAUCUGGAAAACCUAAACGAAAGUUGCGCUGAAAAUUGGAAUUCUUUCAAAAGUGUUUAUGAUCCGUUGGCGAUUGUCGGACAGUCUACUGUUUUAGGAGGAUCUGUGAAGUUUGUUAACUUGGACACAGUUGGAAGCAAAAUUUUGUUUUUGAAUUACAUUCAUCAGCACAAUCAACACCACGUGCUGCACUCAUUGAAAUUUCCGAAAUUCGAAAUUCUCGACACAAGUUUCGAGGAAUAUAGAAAACAAUUGAAUUACCUCAGUCGGGCGUUCGAUGAAUAUCCACAUGUUUCAAUGCAUUUUCCGCCUCAAGCCUGCACGACAUUCUAUUCUCCACCUCCGCUGACAAGUCUAUUGUUCGAACCGAUCACCGAGGAAAUGUUGGAUAAUCGGGAUACGUUUCCCUAUCAUUUACCACCAAAAUCCGACAAAAUAACAUUCAAUAAUGUAAAAGUAUUAGUCGAUACCGCUUUCAUCGAAUCAGAUGUUCGUGCACAAGAAGAAUUUGAAGGAAUGCAACGUAAACAUUAUGGAAUGAAUUCAAGAUUCGGAAACUCUUUAGAAAUCCGGCAGGAGGAGGGAGUCGGAUGGAAAUUGACUGUUGGUCACGCCGUCGACGCCGAUUCUCCCUUGAUGAUGUUGACUGGAGUGAUUCGUCAUCGUUCGGUUGCACUCGAAUCUUUGCGAUCAGAAGGCGAGGAAGUUGCGUUCAGCUCAUUCAUCGAAAUCCCGGGAACCGAUUAUUGUCUCGAUCGACGAGAGUUUUACGAUUUCUCAAAGUAUAUUCCUCACAGUUGCAACCCAACUUGUUCCAUUCGUCUCGUCGAAUCCGGAAACGAAAUUCCAGAUCUCGUUUUGUAUUCUCGUGUUCGAAUCCAGGAUUCCAACCCGAAGACGAUAAGUUUGGAUUAUUUCGGCGGAUUCGUGGAGGAUGUUGAUAAAUACUUUGCUCGCAAAAAAGCUCCCGAUGGCAGAGUCUUCAAACUCUACGAUGAACGCAUCGAUUUUGUUCACUGUCAUUGUUCCAAUGAAUGUCGUGGAGUACUCUACAUUGACAAAUCGAAUCAUCCGAAGGAGGAGAAAGCCACAAAAAAGGAUAAAUUAUCGACUCUCGACAGCAAUUUCGACUUUGGAGGAAUGAGACUUGUCGAAUCGGAUAAAAUUUGGAAAAUUCGAAACAGACAAUUCAUCGAAUAA